AUGCGGCCGGCUUGCUUGUCGACAAACCGACUGACCGACCGACUGCGCGUCUGUUGCCUGCCAAUCUUCAGCAUUAGCGCGUAGUAUCCAAACGAACUGGCUGGCUGGCUGUUUAGCGGCUAGUCGAGCGUCUGCAGUUUGUUUGGCUGCUGUGUGUGUUUAUUAUAUACGCCUUCGCGCAUCUUUCAGCUUCAGUUACGUACAAGACUUGGAGGCAAACGGUUCGCAAUAGCGGCUGAACAAGCAAGUGAAGCAAAGAAAUUUGUGAAAAAUAAAAAUUUUUGAAAGUAAAAAAACUGAAUUUUUUGAAAGUUUAAAAUAUUGAAUUUUUGAAUGUAAAAAAUUAAAAUUUUGAAAGUAAAAAAAUUUUAGUUAUAGAAAAAUAUUGAAAUUCUGAAAGUAAAAAAAAAAAUAACUUUUGAAAGUAGUACUGAAAGUGCAGAAGUACUUGGAAAACUGUGUUGUUGUAGUGAAUUGAAACUGAAGUGAACUUAACUGCAAGUGAAUUGAAAACUUUGAAAAAAAAAAAAAUACAAAAAAGUGAAAAAGUUACAAAAAACUGUUAAAUAAAUUGAAUAUGUGUUUUUGAAAAAUAACUGUAAAAGCUACUGAACGUUUCACAAAAACACACUAGUAAAUCUCAAACCACACUUUAAAUAACAAAAGUCCGCACAAACACAACAGCAUGUCGGCGGCAACCACAUACACACGCCUGCGUAACUUGGGCGCGAGCACGAGCAACAAAAUGGCACCCAACACCUCAUUAUUCUUUGAUAAGAAAGCCAUCAAUAACGAUGCCACAACAUACACAUUGAAACUCGGCGGCGCCGGCGGUGCCGCACGCCUCAACGGCACGGCCAACGGUAAAAGUGGCGGACACAGCGUCGGCUCCAGUGAGUCCUCAGAUCCGCUAGAAUCCGACUGCAGCGAAGAGGAGGAGGAAGAGGAGGCGCCACAACGUGUGGUGGACGAUGAAGCGCGACGAAAAGCGCGCACAAAUAACGCAGUGCAUGAGGAGGAGGAUGACGAUGAAGACGAGGAAGAUGAUGAUGAGGAGCUCGAUGAGGAAGAUGAUGAUCCCGAGGAGGAGGAAGAGGAUGAACCCGAUGAGGAGGAUGAUGGCAAUGAGACUGAUGACGAGGGUGAUGAUGAUGAGACAGAUGACAGCAGCAGCGUGGAAACAGCGAAAGGUGUACGCAAAUAUCAUCUGGAUGAUUUUCAAAUAAUCAAGACUGUGGGUACUGGCACAUUUGGUCGCGUUUGUUUAUGCCGCGAUCGCGUGUCGGAGAAAUACUGUGCCAUGAAAUUAUUGGCGAUGACCGAUGUGAUACGCUUAAAGCAAACCGAACAUGUGAAGAAUGAGCGAAAUAUUUUACGUGAAAUUCGACAUCCAUUUGUGAUCAGUUUAGAAUGGUCCACAAAGGACGACUGUUGUUUGUAUAUGAUCUUCGAGUAUGUUUGUGGUGGUGAAUUGUUCACAUAUCUGCGAAAUGCAGGACGCUUCAAUAGUCAAACUUCCAAUUUCUACGCGGCUGAAAUCGUCUCCGCCUUAGAAUACUUGCAUUCACUGCAAAUUGUUUAUCGUGAUCUGAAGCCAGAGAAUUUGCUGAUAAAUCGCGAUGGCCAUUUGAAGAUUACAGAUUUUGGCUUCGCCAAGAAGCUGCGCGAUCGCACUUGGACGCUGUGCGGCACACCCGAAUAUCUGGCACCCGAAAUCAUACAAUCGAAGGGUCACAACAAAGCGGUCGACUGGUGGGCGUUAGGUGUGCUCAUUUAUGAGAUGCUCGUGGGCUAUCCGCCGUUUUACGACGAAAAUCCAUUUGGUAUUUAUGAGAAGAUUCUAAGUGGCAAAAUUGAAUGGCCGCGUCACAUGGAUCCAAUUGCGAAAGACUUAGUUAAGAAAUUGCUGACAAAUGAUCGCACCAAACGCUUGGGCAAUAUGAAGAAUGGUGCCGAUGACGUGAAGCGACAUCGAUGGUUUAAAAAUUUGAAUUGGAAUGACGUCUACAACAAAAAACUAAAGCCACCAAUAAUUCCCGAAGUCGCCUCCGACGGUGACACGAGCAAUUUCGAUGAUUAUCCCGAGAAGGAUUGGAAACCCGCCAGAGCUGUAGACCAAAGAGAUUUGCAGUUGUUUAAUGAUUUCUAAAAUACAUACAUACAUACAUAUAUAUGUACUUAGUUGCUUAAGUUUUGUAGUCUGUAUUUAUUUAUUACCUACCUACUAAUGUUAAUUAAAAUUAAUUAAAUUAAAUAAUGAAAUAUAAAUUAAAUAAAAUUAGCGUAAAAAUAUAUAAAAUACA
Zeugodacus cucurbitae (melon fly) is the source of this 2303-nucleotide messenger RNA. It is a transcript of the gene Pka-C3, whose product is annotated as cAMP-dependent protein kinase catalytic subunit 3. The record is from RefSeq and is a predicted model, not a curated record. Gene Ontology annotation, biological process: protein phosphorylation. The transcript has 8 exons. Gene Ontology annotation, molecular function: ATP binding; protein serine/threonine kinase activity. Lineage: Eukaryota; Metazoa; Arthropoda; Insecta; Diptera; Tephritidae. Bases 686 to 2149 code for a protein of 487 amino acids.